This is a messenger RNA of Eremothecium gossypii ATCC 10895, 2271 nucleotides long. RefSeq names its product 6-phosphofructo-2-kinase (gene PFK26). The record is from RefSeq and is marked provisional. Bases 1 to 2271 code for a protein of 756 amino acids. NCBI's taxonomy places the organism in Eukaryota, Fungi, Ascomycota, Saccharomycetes, Saccharomycetales, Saccharomycetaceae. Gene Ontology annotation, biological process: fructose 2,6-bisphosphate metabolic process; fructose metabolic process. Gene Ontology annotation, cellular component: cytosol. Gene Ontology annotation, molecular function: 6-phosphofructo-2-kinase activity; ATP binding. The transcript has a single exon.
AUGUUCAAGAGUGUGACGUACUCAGAGGAUAAGCAUCUAACAGACACAGACUCAGAGGUCGAGCCGCACGACACGUCAAAGCAUAGGGGACGGCGGCAUGGAGCAGCAGGGUCUGGGGAGGAGAGCAAGCACGUCCGCCUAGACGUGGAGGGCGUGCCGGGGCUGGUGCAGCCAGAGGAUGCGGAAGAGCCUGGAGAGCUGCCGGCGUUCAAACGGCGGCCUCUCAGCGACACCCCCCUGGCGUCGCAGUGGGCAUCGCCGACGAGCUCAGGGGAGUCAUCGACGGAGAGCACGCCAGUGCUGUCGCCGUCGCACAGUAGCGGGGAUCUGCAGGGCUUGGACAAUAAGACAGAGGCGCGGGCGUCCGGCAACGGGGGACUGCCGCGCGUCCGUCGCAAGGCGCCGACCACGAUGGACGUGCCCGGGCUGACGCGGUCGAAGACUUCUCCGGACGGGAUGAUAUCUAAGCAUGACCCUGGAUCGAAGCUGGUGGUCGUGAUGGUGGGGCUGCCCGCGACAGGCAAGUCCUUCAUCACCAACAAGCUAUCGCGGUUCCUGAACUACUCGUUCUACUACUGCAAGGUGUUCAAUGUCGGGAACACGCGCCGAGAGUAUGGCAAGCAGCACGAGCUGAUGGAGCAAGACUCCCGCUUCUUCGAUCCCUCUAAUGAUGAGGCGAAGGCGCUGCGCGAGAAGUGGGCGAUGGAUACGUUGAACGAACUGUUGGACUACCUGUUAGAUGGUCCGGGAUCGGUGGCUAUUUUCGACGCGACGAAUUCUACGCAAGAACGCCGGAGAAAGAUCUACGAUAAGAUCAAGUCGCGCAACUCGCAGUUGAACGUAUUGUUCCUUGAAAGCAUUUGUUCUGAUAGGCAGACAGUGGAGAAGAAUAUUCGCUUAAAGCUGUUGGGCCCUGACUAUAAGGGGAAAGACCCGGAGUUGUCUCUGCGAGACUUCAAAGAUCGGCUUGCGAACUAUGUUCGCGCCUACGAAGCAGUGGAAGAUAGCGAAGGCUUCCAGUAUAUCAAGAUGAUAGAUGUGGGGAAGAAAGUGAUCUCCUAUAAUAUCCAGGGCUUUUUGGCGUCUCAGACCGUGUAUUACCUCCUCAACUUCAACCUCGCUGAGCGGCAGAUCUGGAUCACCCGGAACGGUGAAAGUGAAUACAACGUACUUGGCCGUAUUGGUGGUGACUCAAAGCUAACACCCCGUGGCCGCAAAUAUGCGCGGGCGCUUGCGCAAUUCAUUGAUAGCAAGCGGAGAGAGUUUAAUGAGCACGAGUAUGAACAGUUUUGUAAACUCAAUGACGAGGGUACACCGACUGAUGAAUUCGUUCCAACCUCUUUUUAUGUGUGGACUUCAAUGCUCCGUCGUGCCGAGGACACGGCCGCAGAUUUCAAUGAAGAUAUAUUUCCAAUCAAGCAGAUGCGUAUGUUGGAUGAACUAAGCGCUGGUGAUUGUGAAGGUAUGACAUAUGAAGAAAUCCACCAGAAAUACCCCGAAGAAUUCGAGGAGAGGUUGAUAGACAAACUACGGUAUAGGUAUCGGGGUAUCGGUGGGGAAUCAUAUAUGGAUGUCAUUAACAGAUUGCGGCCUGUCAUCACGGAACUAGAAAGAAUUACGGAUAAUGUCCUCAUCAUCACACAUAGGGUGGUGGCAAGGGUCCUACUAGGAUACUUUUUGAACCUAAGUCGUGACAUUAUUGCGAAUCUGGAUGUCCCAUUGCAUAGCGUAUAUUGUCUUGAGCCGAAGCCUUAUGGGAUAACCUGGUCGUUGUAUGAAUAUUGUGAUGAAACCGACACUUUCUCGAAAGUUCCUCAAACCCAAUUGAAUACCAUGAAAGUGAAGGAAGUUGGCUUAGUCCACAACGAAAGAAGAUACUCUCUGGUUCCCGCCGCGCCUCCUACGAAUAAUAGCGACGACAUUCCAUUACAGAGCAGAAAUAGCAGUGGCAUAUCUCUGCCUCCAUAUUCAUCUUCGUCCUCCUCUACUACGCCUUCCAUUUCAUCAGGAGGAAUUUCGGUAACCUCGCGUAUGGUACCUCCGCUACGGCAGCCCCCUGCUUACCAGACGCAUCCAAGUUUUUUGGCUCGUUCAAAGUCGGAUGAUCCUUUAACAAAGCGCCUGUUGAACCCGAAUAAGCAUAGCAUUGAAUUGCAAAAACUACAUGAGAAACUAAGUGUAUUAAGAGCAAACGAUCAUAUUUCCAGUGGGGAUGAUGAGGAUAACGACAAUAAUGAUAUUAAUGGCUCAGAGAUUGGUGGAACUCCAUGA